Molecule: messenger RNA, 3911 nt
Organism: Betta splendens (Siamese fighting fish)
Lineage: Eukaryota; Metazoa; Chordata; Actinopteri; Anabantiformes; Osphronemidae
Gene: ror2
Product: receptor tyrosine kinase-like orphan receptor 2
Exons: 9
Coding region: 472-3261 (929 amino acids)
Biological process (GO): multicellular organism development; protein phosphorylation; positive regulation of kinase activity
Cellular component (GO): signaling receptor complex
Molecular function (GO): protein binding; ATP binding; transmembrane receptor protein tyrosine kinase activity
Source: RefSeq, a predicted model, not a curated record
UGCCUUGAGAUGACUCGUUGUUAAUUCAGUUUAAACACAUAUGUAUUGUACAUGUAUAGUAUAUUACAGUGUUCGCUUAUAAGUAAAGAACUUCCUUUUAUAAAUAAACAGCCGGAGACCACUGACACCUUGUUACUCCAGCGUUGGGACUUUAAAACCUGGUUAAAUCUUCCUCCGCUCUGUCUCUAGAUGGUGCCCUCCACAACAACGUCCCACAGUGCCUGCGUGUGCGCGAUGGCGCGUGCGCGCCCACUUGAGUUCUCUCGCAGCGCGAGGACAGAGGCCAGAGUGGGAUCAACAGGUCUGAAGGAGCCGCGGCUCCACGUCUCCAAGGAAUGAUCGCGUCCCUCCCUCCCAUGCGUGACUGCUCCUGAUCUGGAAGCGGACUGAAGUAGCGGCGAAGCGGUACCGAGCUCCGAACCUCGCCCGAACCCGGACCCUGCGAACAGUUCGGGCCGUGAAAGUGCCGCGAUGGCCCCCGUCCUGCUCCGGCACAGUUUGCUGUGGCUGCUGCUUUUCUUUCCAGAUGUGAGAUGUGACGCCGAUCACGGUUUCUCGCAGGAUACGGAAGGUGUGGCUGAAGCCCAGAGCGGUGCUGCCCCCACAGCUGAAGGUUACUUCCUGGAGUUCCAGGAACCCGUCAACAACAUCACUCACUUCCAGGGUCAGACGGCCACGCUGCACUGCAAGGUGGCCGGGAACCCGUGGCCUUCCAUCCGCUGGCUGAAGAACGAUGCUCCCGUGGUCCCAGAACAGGGACGGAUCACCAUCCGCAAGACCGAGGCUGGGUCCAAGCUCCGAAUCCAGGACCUGGACACCACAGACACGGGUUAUUACCAGUGUGUGGCCUCCAACUCUGUCAAGGUCAUCUCUGCCACCGGCGUCCUUUACGUCAAGCUGGGACAGAUGCCCACGCACGGACCCAGUGGCCCGCCACGGGAGAAAGGCUUCUGCCAGCCGUACCGGGGCAUCGCCUGCGCCCGCUUCAUCGGCAACCAGAGCAUCUACGUGGAGUCUCUGCAGAUGCAGGGGGAGAGUGAAAACCGCAUCACAGCGGCCUUCACGAUGAUCGGCACCUCCACCCACCUGUCGGACAAGUGCUCCAGGUUCGCCAUCCCGUCCUUCUGCUACUACGUCUUUCCCCUGUGCGACGAGGGCGCCCGCGCCCCUCGGCGCCGCCAGCUGUGCCGGGACGAGUGCGAGGCGCUGGAGAACGACCUGUGUCACGAUGAGUACACCGUGGCCCGCUCCAACCCCAUGAUCCUCAUGCAGCUGGACCUCCCCCGGUGCCACCUGCUGCCACAGGCGGGCACGUCCGAGGCGUCCUCCUGCAUGCGCAUCGGUGUGCCGCCAGAAAAGCUGGGUUCAAAGUCGCCCUUGGACCACACGUGUUACAAUGGGAGGGGGGCGGAUUACAGGGGCGCAGUCAGCGUCACCCAGUCGGGCCAGCAGUGCCAGGCGUGGAGCGCCCAGUUCCCCCACAGCCACAACCUGGCGCAGGACCACCCCGAGCUCUACGGGAGCCAAAACUUCUGCCGUAACCCGGGGGGCCACAUGCAGGCGCCCUGGUGCUUCACCCUGGACCCCCAGGUCAAAAUGGACCUGUGUGACCUGCAGCCCUGCAAGCCCACGGAGAACCACAGGAAGGAGGUGCUCUUCAUCCUCAUCCCCGCCGUCGCCAUCCCCCUGGUCAUCGCCUGCCUCUUCUUCCUGGUGUGUAUGUGUCGCAACAAGCAGAAGGCCUCGAGCGACGCGCCGCUGCGCUGCCCGCUGGGCGGCUCCUCCAUCCAGGACGUGGAGCUGUCGCUUCUGAACCAGCAGAAACACCAGCUGCAGACGAAGCUGCAGGAGGUCAACAUGUCGGCCGUGCGCUUCAUGGAGGAGCUGGGGGAGGACCGCUUCGGCAAAGUGUACAAGGGCCACCUGUACGGCGCUGCGCCCGGCGAGCCGUCCCAGGUGGUGGCCAUCAAGACGCUGAGGGACAAGGUGGACGGCGCGCUGUGCGAGGAGUUCCGCCACGAGGCCGCGCUGCGCGUCCACCUGCAGCACCAGAACGUGGUCGGCCUGCUGGGCGUGGUCCUCAAGGAGCAGCCCAUGAGCAUGCUCUUCGCCUACUCCAGCAUCGGCGACCUCCACGAGUACCUGGUCAUGCGUUCCCCCAACUCGGACGUGGGCAGCUCCGACGACGAUAAGACGGUGAGGUCCACCCUGGAGCCGGGAGACUUCCUGCACGUCAUCACCCAGAUCGCGGCUGGGAUGGAGUACCUGUCCGGCAAGCAGAUCACCCACAAGGACCUGGCCGCCCGCAACAUCCUGGUCUUUGACAAGCUCAGCAUCAAGAUUAUGGAUCUGGGCCUGUUCCGGGACGUCUACUCCGCCGAUUACUACAACCUCAUGGGGACCAGCUCCUUCCCCAUUCGCUGGAUGUCUCCAGAAUCCAUAGUGUACGGGAAGUUCUCCACGGACUCUGACAUCUGGUCGUACGGUGUGCUGCUGUGGGAGACCUACAGCUACGGCCUGCAGCCGUACUGCGGCUUCUCCAACCAGGACGUCAUCGAGAUGGUGCAGAGCCGCCAGCUGCUGUCGUGUCCGGACGACUGCCCGUCCUGGAUUUACAGCCUCAUGCUGGAGUGCUGGGGCGAAUUCCCGGCGAGGAGGCCUCGCUUCAAGGACGUCCACGGCCGCCUGCGCUCGUGGGAGAGCCUCGCCAACUACACCGGCUCCGGGCAGACCGGCACCAGCAACACCACCCACACCAGCUCGCUGAGCACCAGCCCCGUGAGCGGCGUCAGCGUGAGCACGGCCACCGCCUCGCGCUACAGCAGCCCCAAGAAGGGCUCCCCGUUCCACCAGCCCCAGUUCGUGCCCAUGAAGGGGCCGAUGCCCCGGCCCAUGGUGCCCCCGCAGCUCUACAUCUCCGUGAACGGCUACCACGCCAUGUCUGCCUACCCGUACAUGCAGAACUUCUACCCCAUGCAGAUCCCCAUGGCCAUGCCCCACCCGCCGGUGCCGCCCGCUCCACAGAGGCCCAACAAGGCCGGCUCCCACCACAGCGGCAGCGGCUCCACGUCCACGGGCUACGUGACCACGGCGCCGUCCAACGCGUCCGCGCUCCUGCACGAGGAGCCCGGCGCCGGCGAGGAGGCCCCGGCCGACGCCGCGCCAGACAAGGACUCGUCCGUGCCUGAGACGGCGCUGCUGGGAGACGAGUGUCCACAGACUGAUGAGCUGGUGGACGCGGCUCCGCUGGACGGCCAGUAGAGCCGACGGGCCACAAGUGUGCAGCAGAAAUGAAGGGAACAAUUUAGAACUGAUGAAUGUUUUUCCUCUUUCUUACACAUAAGGGAACAUUUGAAUGUGCUGGUACCUCAGACUCACACUCGGUUUAUAUGAUGAUUAGAAUAAUGGAUUUUUAUGCCGUUACUGUGCAACACAGACCGACACAGCAACCAGCUGAUUCAGUAACCAGCUGAUUCAACAGGCAGUGAAGAUGCCUUAAAGUUUCUCAUGAAGCCAGCGACCAAAGCAUGGCACCAGGCCCCAUCUCUGGCUGGCUGCUUAAUGUUUGUCAUCAUAUGAUGAACAGAGUCUACCCGUGGCUGUAAUUAUCCUCACUGGGAUGGAUUUCAGUUUGAUCGAGCUGAACAAAGUUUUUUUUACUUCCAUUUAAAUGUUGGAUCUGUGUGAGAUGUUUCCUGUAGUAGAAGGUGACGAACGCUGAUAAAAGAUGUACAGAUUAAUCUUUGAACAUUUUAUUAUUGUUGUUUGCUGGUAAACCUGAAGUUUGUGGUGUUUAUGCAAUAUUUUCUUAUGCAAUAAAUUCAUGAAUGAAUUGUUUCUUCUAUCACUUGUGCUUGUUUUGAACUUGUUGAAUUUGUUGUUGUGAAUUGAAUAAAUGAUAAACAGCUCAA